Messenger RNA from Amoebophrya sp. A25, 593 nucleotides. The record is from the annotation of a GenBank genome assembly. NCBI's taxonomy places the organism in Eukaryota, Dinophyceae, Syndiniales, Amoebophryaceae.
CUUUCCUUGGUGCAGCGUCAGCUCUCGCUGUGCCAAAGUCCAGUUUAUCCAGCUCAUCCUCGUCAUGUUAUGGAUCUGGGUAAUGUAUCUCUUUAUAUUGAAGUCAUCUGAAUCUGAAUGAACAAGAAAUUGAUAGAAAACAAACAGAAAAGGCUCCUACUUCUAAAGGAACGGCAUGAUGAAUCCUACCUGGGAUUGAUGUUUUUCCUACACGAGGACAUGCAGUCAGUCUAAUCAUCGGAAGACGCAGCAUAUGUCGAUAGUAAAAUUUCCCAGGAGAACAAGCGACGACUUACUGAGGAGCUGCAACCUGGUGACUUGGCUCAAAGCCAAGAGAAGAAGCGAAGUCGACUCACCGAAGAGGAGGAAGAAGCAACGGAGGAUAGCAUGCUCAUAUCACUCACUGAGAAAAAGGAAGAAGAAGCAACGGAGGAUAAUGUGGGCAGGUCCGAGGCUACCAACACCAAGCUAGGCGCGUUGGAUGUAGUGCAGCAGUGGCAUCCAAGUGGCGUGCUUGGUUUGCGACGAUAUGCCGCCGUUUCCAAGGGUGUCCGCACUCCAACUGUGCUCGCAGCAGAAGAGCGAUCGCGAGG